AUGCUUGCUAGCGCUCUUCGCCACUCCGCGGCUGAGGGACACAGCUCGGCCGCGAGCGCCGUGGCAAAGAUUUCGAACAUCGAGCGCGCCGGCGCGUACCUGCGCUUCAGCACGCUGCGCGUGCACCCACACCACGAGCCGAACUUCCGCGCCUGCCCGGUGGGGUGGAAGGCAUGGAACAGCAAGCAGUACAUGGACCCCUGGGCGCCCUACCCGUUGACGUCACCGGUGCGCCACGUCGACCGCCCGUUUUCCGGCAUGUGGUUCGGCAUGGGCCACUUCGCGCUGAAGAACUUCUUCGGUCCGUUUCACUGGAAAUUCUGGGCGCGCGUGUCGUUCUUCGGCACUCUUGGCUGGGUCUAUUCCCUCGGCUCGUACGCGCUGCGCAUGCACCGCAACGGCUGGGAGUGGAAGAACCGCGGCGCCGUCUUCUCCAUGGAUUGA
Leishmania mexicana MHOM/GT/2001/U1103 is the source of this 444-nucleotide messenger RNA. RefSeq lists its product as hypothetical. The record is from RefSeq and is a predicted model, not a curated record. NCBI's taxonomy places the organism in Eukaryota, Euglenozoa, Kinetoplastea, Trypanosomatida, Trypanosomatidae. The transcript has a single exon. Bases 1 to 444 code for a protein of 147 amino acids.